Molecule: messenger RNA, 1983 nt
Organism: Psilocybe cubensis
Lineage: Eukaryota; Fungi; Basidiomycota; Agaricomycetes; Agaricales; Agrocybaceae
Exons: 20
Coding region: 1-1983 (660 amino acids)
Biological process (GO): dephosphorylation
Molecular function (GO): alkaline phosphatase activity
Source: RefSeq, a predicted model, not a curated record
AUGCCCCCCCGGACUUCGAUCCUCUUUUUAGCCCUUGCAGGCGCAGGUAUUGUCUCUGCACAAACCUUUCAGAGACUUGGAACAUGUCCAACUUUAGGAUGUGUUUUCCCUCCUGAUCAAACAGACUUUUUGGCUGGCCAACUAUUUGACAUUCGUCUCGAAGUUCAUGCUCCUGUCAAUGGUAGCGAAGCUUAUAACGGAGGUAUCGUGAACGAGAAGUUCAGUUUUUGCAUCCAAAGCGGAAAGGGCUCGUGCCAGGAUGUUACUACUUUCUUCAAAUUGCGGGACCCAGCUUUGGAAAAAUGGAGCUUUUCAUACUUCGAGGAUCUCUUCGCCAGAGAUGCAGGCGAGAUAACGGUUGUAAACGUCGCCUCGAAAGCUUACCGUGCUCCCGGAACGUACAAGGCGAAGUUGACUUACAACGGCGGUAGUACCACUGUUGCGACUUGGACAGUACGCGAGCCUGCGACACAGCGCAAAGCAAAAAAUGUUCUGCUCUUUAUUGGCGAUGGAAUGACACAGCCCAUGAUCACAGCAGCACGACUAAUUGCCCACAAGUCGAUUAAUGGAAAGUAUCAAAGUCUAAUGCAAAUGGACCAGAUGGAUAACCUUGGACAUCAAAUGACACAUUCCGUUGAUUCAUUUAUCACCGAUUCCGCAAAUUCCGCCACCGCCCUUUACACUGGAAAGAAGUCUUCAGUUAAUGCUUUAAAUGUUUACGCAGAUAGCUCCAAAAACUCUUUCGACGACCCUAAGAUUGAGACUAUUGCUGAGCUCUUCCGCAGACGCAUUGGUGGCGCCCUGGGGAUUGUAUCAACAGCUUUCAUCGCUGAUGCGACUCCAGCUGCCCUCUGCGCUCAUACCCGUGAUCGUGGCCAGUACGCGGCAGUCGUGACCGAAUACCUCUACGGUGCCAGCGCUGUCAACGCUUCUUAUGCCUGGCCGACAAGUUGUGACGCCCCUGAUGUUAUUUUCGGGGGUGGAGCUGAACAAUUUAUCGCUGGAAAAGGAUCCCCAAAUGGCACCGACUUUUACAAGGCGUUCGAAACGAAAGGCUACAAUGUUAUCUACAGCAACACAGAGCUGAAGAGUGCCCCUGUUAAAGAAAAGACGCUGGGCAUCUUCUCCACUGGAAAUAUGGCCAAAUGGAUUGAUCGUAAUGUUUUGACCGAAAAUCUUAACGGAUUGAAAAAUAGCCCAACAGGAGACGGCUCUGACGCCACUGACCAACCCGGGUUGAAGGAUAUGACACUGAAAGCCAUUGAUAUUCUACAGGCCAGAACCAAGAGGAAUUCGGGAUGGUUCAUGAUGUCCGAGGCUGCUAGUAUCGAUAAGAUGAUGCACGCUCUUGACUAUGACCGCGCAUUGGGAGAACUCCUCGAACUUGACGAUACCAUCCGAGCGUCUAUUGCCCAUCUGAAGAAAAUAGGCGAAUAUGAGAAUACUUUAAUUGUAGUCACAGCUGAUCAUGGUCAUGGCUUCGACGUUUUUGGUGGGGCUGAUACUAAAUAUAUUGCUGCCCAAAGGGACGAUAGGUCAAAGCGAGGGGGUGUCGGCACUUACGGCGAGUCUGGCCUUAGUGGAUAUACUGUGUCUGAAGGUUCCCUUCCCAACAACAACACCAUUGUAUACGGGAGCCAAGGUCCAAAUUUCCCUGUGCAAUGGAACCCACGAUACACCUAUGCUGCGGGCUUCGGGGCAAACCCUGAUCACCGUGAAUCCUAUGUCCUCAAUACGGAAGGUCCCCGUGUAGCUACUGUUUCUUCUCCAGAGGGUAUUGUGGUAAACCCUACCGACAAUGUUGACGGUUUUAAUGUUGGAGGAACUAUCGGUACCACCGAAAGCCAAGGCGUUCACUCGCUACAAGAUGUUUCUGUAUUCGCUAAUGGACCUGGAUCAGAAGCAUUCCGCGGCGUCUACAGCGCUGUAGACAUUUUCUUCAAGAUGGCGGAUGCUCUUGCCCUCGGCAGAGCUAAUAAUUAG